Messenger RNA from Orbicella faveolata, 2096 nucleotides. Its product is annotated as neo-calmodulin-like. Lineage: Eukaryota; Metazoa; Cnidaria; Anthozoa; Scleractinia; Merulinidae. Gene Ontology annotation, molecular function: calcium ion binding. The record is from RefSeq and is a predicted model, not a curated record. Gene Ontology annotation, cellular component: myosin II complex.
AAAAGGAAGAAGGCAUAUUAAUCCAAAGUAAAACGCUGAAAAUAUUUUGUAAAACAGUUAUGAGUAAUGUUACCCACGAAAAAACUUAUUAAUUCCGUCUUCUUCCGUAACUGAGCUUUUCUUUCCAAAAAUAGCUUGGUUACGCUGUCAAGCAGAUGGCAAGAUCCGUCCUGUUAAAUUAAUGGCGAACUGUAAAAUUAUCCCUUUAAUGAAGCACAGAGAACAUUAACUAUUAUAAGAAAGUGCCAAUUCGGCGGCUAGAUGAAAGUUCGGCUUUAGAAGAGUUCGACUUUUUUUUCUGUUGCUUUUCUCUUUUCGGUGUCGCUGUUAUGUCUUGUUGUGACUGGCAAAAACAGGUUCAACCAUUAGCAGCCGCUAAAAACACGAAGGGCCUUCUAAGGUAUUACCAAAUUGAGUUGGAACUGCCAAUUUCAUUUAGAAAUUUCAACCCUGAUCGAUUAAUUUAUUAGUGCCGCAAUUGGUCUAAAUUGAAAAUAUGGUAUAAAACAAAUCACACGCUAGUACAAUGCGAACACCAAAACGAGCAAUUUGGGUCCGAUGCGAAUAAAUUAAGGCCUGUUGAAGUGUAUAAAAUUAAACAAAUUACUUCUCGUCGGACUGUCACAGCUGACAAUCAAAGUAUUUUUAGCAUUUUAUGGAGUGAAACUGCAAAUGCAAACAGCCAUUUGAUCCCAAGAAGCGGAUGCCCCGUCAUUUACUGCUGUGUUAUCGGACCACGUUUGGCGCCCGACUCGUGAGUUGCUCUGAGCCAAUCAACAUGCGCGCUUUUCAGGAGUGAAAUUAUGUAUUGUAAAUGUUGUCAGACGCGAAAAAAAACAACUAAAAGAUCUGAGGACCAGCUGAAUCGAUAACCUUUUCGUGCCUCUCUCGUGCAGUUGAACGCAGCACAGAUAAAGCGAGACCUUCAUCGAGAAAUGGCCGCCGCAGACGUGAAACAGAUGUCUUUCAAGCAAGCGUUCACCGUGUUUGACCGCGACCAGACGGGAGAAAUCGACAGCGACGACUUUCCAACGGCGGUUCGCUCUCUAGGCUACAACCCGACCAACAGUCAAGUGGAGGAUGUUCUUAAAGCUGCCAACAAGGGCGAAAAAGAUAAAAUUAAUUUUGAAGAAUUUGCUGACAUGUUAGCAAAGUUUGACGCAAGCACCAAGGACGAUGCCGAAGAAUCUCUUCGCGAGGCUUUCAAGAAAUUCGACCGUGAUGGCAACGGCUACAUAUCCCCGGAUGAACUUCUGUAUGUGGUGUGCAACAGUGGCGAGAAGUUGAGCCGAGAGGAAGCGGAAGAACUCAUCAGCAUGUUUGACAAAAAUGCAGAUGGUCAGCUCUCGUGGGAGGAGUUUGUAGAGUUCUUCAAGUGUGACAGAGAGGCCCCGGAAGCUAACAUGUGCAUCCCUGAAGAGGACCUUACAAAGGAAGAUACACGUACAUGACUUACAAUUUAAUUUUUUUAAAAGUUCACUCGUUUUUGAGUUGUCACAUUAAAAAGGGGGUUAUGUCACACAAAUUUUUUAAAUGCUACACAACAUUCCGAAUAGCUCAUUUUAAAGUUUUGUGCUCAGUGGUCAGGCCUUUGAACAGAAACGAGGCUAGAGUUGACUUUGCCAUGAUAAAAACCUCGUUACUUUUCAAAUAUAUAUUGUUCUGUUCUAUGCUAAACCUCGCUUUCAUGCAGAGGCUAGGUUACGUUUCAAACAACUGUAAAAUGGUCUAUUGCUUGAAAGAGAAAAGUGCUAAGAAGUUCUUUUUGGUUCAAACAAUUCAAGCAGUUGGCUACCAAGUUGAAACAAUAUGGGAAUGUUUCAUAUCUUUCAACAGAAGAAAAAUCGUGAAGAAAAUUAGUUGCCUAUCUUCUGAAUCUUUGACAAACGUGCGAGUCAUUCGCUGCAAUAUGACUGAGAACUUGGAAAAUAUCUGUUUAGUAGGCAGAGAAACAUCAGAAACAUCACGUGCACCACAAAGCAUAGGCAUAAAACAUAUGCAACGCACGCAGGCGCAGUGGGAGCAGUAAGGAGCUUAGUCACGGUAUUUUGAGUUAUUUUGGCCAGUUUCAAACUCACCUUUACAUUGAAGGAAAC